AUGACCACGAGUCGCGUGAUGUGGGAGUAUUGGUUCCAGGGCUGCAUGGAGCCCCGGAUGGGGCCGUUCCGACUUCUCAAGCAGCGCGACCUGUCCACCGCCAGCAACCGCGUCCAAAUCUCGCAAGCGCGCGGUGUGAUGAAGAAACAGAAACACCUCGUCGCGUCCGCCGCCCACGCCGAGGAGAUGCCGCAGUUCAAGUCCAUGGCCGUGUUCGAACACGCGUACACCGUCCUGAGCACCCCCGCCGCCCUCGCGCACCUCUCCGACAUGCUCGCGCCAGACCAUCUACCCCUACCGCCACGUGUACGAGCUGCUGAUCAAAGACAGGCACAAGGUGGGGGUCGACGCGCGUGUCCGCUGGACGUGUGUGAGAUGGGCGACCCCGCGCAUGACAUCGGUCCGUUCCGCCACCUCCGCAGCCGCGACGUCGACCGGUUUGCGAACGACCGCCGGCCGAGGAAACUGCUGUCUAGUGACCGCGUCCUCAUGGAGAAACUCGUGGAUGUCGCGCUCGACGCCAAGCUCGUCAUGUCCGUUAAAGACUUGGACGACAUGGACGAGGGCUCCCUCGAAGGAGUGUUCCAUGAAGCGUUUGCAAGACUCAUGGCCGAUAGCGGUGUGAACUCAAGCAACCACGGCGCGAACAAGGUGCAUAAGUAUACGUACACAACCGUAUACCACAUGAUGACACCGUCGCAGCGAAAGCGGCCGCGAGUGGACCACCUCGAUGACGACGACGAAGGCGACAACAACCACCAUGAAGGCGUUGUCGAAGACGACGACGAUGCCGAGCCAGAUACCGCGGAGCCUGCUCUAGAUGCAUAUGAUCCGGACAGCAUGAUCGGUGAAUGA
Aphanomyces astaci is the source of this 855-nucleotide messenger RNA. RefSeq lists its product as hypothetical. The coding region runs from base 1 to 855 and encodes 284 amino acids. The transcript is spliced from 2 exons. The record is from RefSeq and is a predicted model, not a curated record. NCBI's taxonomy places the organism in Eukaryota, Oomycota, Saprolegniomycetes, Saprolegniales, Verrucalvaceae.